This is a messenger RNA of Juglans microcarpa x Juglans regia, 1751 nucleotides long. RefSeq names its product NAC domain-containing protein 37. Gene Ontology annotation, biological process: regulation of DNA-templated transcription. Lineage: Eukaryota; Viridiplantae; Streptophyta; Magnoliopsida; Fagales; Juglandaceae. The record is from RefSeq and is a predicted model, not a curated record. The transcript has 3 exons. Gene Ontology annotation, molecular function: DNA binding. The coding region runs from base 654 to 1667 and encodes 337 amino acids.
UUUUCUCAAAAGUAUGUUUUGUUUGUUUUUAUAUCAUUACUGUCGUUCAGUUUUGUCCUAUAUAUAUAAUGUAUAUUUAAUUAAUUAAUUAAUUAAUUAAUGAAGCGUUUUAUCUACAGCUUGCUGUCUAGUAGUAUUAUAAUGGAAACCCCGUCCUUGAUGCAUCAUUCCUACCAUUCACCAACACAAGACAACAUCAUUAGCACAAACCUCCACUUGUCCGUCUCUUAUACAGACCCGGCCUGCACAAAUAUGUAGAGGCUACAAUCUCCAUGUUCACUCGUUUUUUUCUUUUUGAAAAAUCAAACUCAUGAUUUGGUUUUCCUUUCCUUUUUCACCCCCCUCUUCUUUUAUAUAUCUCCCAGAAAAAUCAUUGUUUCUGAAAUACGGGUUUUGUAUGGUGGGUGUUGCUCACCACCAAAUGAGUUGAUGAUUAUCUCCGAUAACACCUGUCACCACCUUUUUUCGGUUUCGGGGGGUUAAUUAUUUCUUUUAUAAUUCUUUUUUAUCUUCACAAUUAGCGAUAGACCUUGCCUUUUCGAACUUUUCUUUGGCUGGUUCUUUGGUUUCUCUUCGAUCUUUUGAACUUCACAUCCGUUAUGAUGAAGUAAUUAAAGCGUGGUGGUGGUGAAUUUGAUGCAGCAUCAACGGCUAUGAUGGAAACAAUGGAGUCGACUGUCCCACCUGGUUUCCGAUUCCAUCCAACGGAUGAGGAGCUUGUUGGGUAUUACCUGAGGAAGAAGGUUGCGUCACAAAAGAUCGAUCUGGACGUAAUCAGAGAUAUCGAUCUGUACAGGAUCGAACCGUGGGAUCUCCAAGAGAGAUGUCGGAUCGGUUAUGAAGAGCAAAAUGAGUGGUAUUUCUUCAGCCACAAGGACAAGAAGUAUCCGACAGGUACGAGGACUAACAGAGCGACCAUGGCUGGGUUUUGGAAGGCGACGGGCAGAGACAAGGCAGUGUAUGAUAAGGCCAAACUCAUUGGCAUGAGAAAGACCCUUGUUUUCUACAAGGGUCGGGCACCAAAUGGGCAGAAAACCGACUGGAUCAUGCACGAAUACAGGCUUGAAUCUGAAGAAAAUGGACCUCCACAGGAAGAAGGAUGGGUGGUAUGCAGAGCAUUCAAGAAGCGAACCACUGCCCAAAACAAGAGCAUGGAAGGGUGGGACACAAGCUACUUCUAUGAAGAACCGACUGGGGUCAGCUCAGUGGUGGAUCCAAUUGAAUUCAUCUCAAGGCAGCCCCCAAACUUUUUAGCGCAGAAUUUAAUGUGUAAGCAAGAGAUAGAAAGUGAUAACUUGAGUUUCAUGCAAUCUGAUCAGUUUAUUCAGCUUCCUCAGUUAGAGAGCCCAUCUCUGCCACUAAUGAAGAGGCCAAGCUCAAUAUCUCUCAUAUCAGAAAAUAAUGAAGAAGAAGAACAAAUAAACAAAAGAUGCAACGACACCAAGAAAGUGACCGACUGGAGGGCGCUUGACAAGUUUGUAGCUUCUCAAUUGAGUCAAGAAGACAGAUUUGAGGGAGACGGAGAGUCAAGCUUUGGAGCACAUCAUAACUCGGAUAUGGCAUUGCUGUUAUUGCAGAGUAGUCGGGAUGAAGAAGGGAAGUUGAAUGGAUUCUUGAACUCGAGUUCGGACGACUGUGACAUUGGGAUUUGCAUAUUUGAGAAAUGAAGUUAGGAGAUCAGAAGAUUUCUAUUUGUGGUUAUUAUAAAUGAAUGAGGGUUUAUGUAUCUUGGAGAUCGGGAAAUAUUCCUG